Trichosporon asahii var. asahii CBS 2479 is the source of this 936-nucleotide messenger RNA. RefSeq lists its product as uncharacterized. Lineage: Eukaryota; Fungi; Basidiomycota; Tremellomycetes; Trichosporonales; Trichosporonaceae. The record is from RefSeq and is a predicted model, not a curated record. Gene Ontology annotation, cellular component: cytoplasm; nucleus. The transcript has 7 exons. The coding region runs from base 1 to 936 and encodes 311 amino acids.
AUGACUAUCAAAAUCCUCGCCCUCUGUGGCUUCACGCAAAAUGCGACCAUCUACUCCAAACAGGUGAGCACGUUCAAGCGUCCGGCGGCAAUGGCAAAUGGUAUCGGCUCGGGACUUGCGCACUGGGUGUCAGAGUUUGAGCGUUGGCUCGGCGACGCUGCGUUCCACAUUGCUCUUGUCUCUUCGAACUUCCAGAACGAGCUCGGCGCAAUCCGGAAAACGUGCAAGAAUGCCGAGUUCGUAUUCUUGGAGCCCCCUGUCAUUGUUCAGAAGGCGGACAUGCCGUGGAACCAGCGCCUCGAUGACUUUGCUUCGUCGGCGACGACCGAGGAGGCCGAGCAGACGCCUGAGACCACGCCUCGAGCUUGGUGGCUGAGCCCGGGUGACAGGAGCGUAUACAAGCAUUUUGACGAGACGGUGUCCUACGUGUACGACUUCAUGCAGAAGAACGGGCCCUUCGACGGUAUUAUGGGAUUCUCUCAGGGAGCUUGCAUGGCUGCUGUUCUGGGUGCUUUGCCCGGGCUCCACCCAAACUUCCCCGAAGGUCUUCCGAAGCCGAAGUUCAUUAUUGCUGUCGGUGGUUUCAAGCCCGAGCCCAAGAACCCGGAUUUCUCAAAUUACUUCCCGCUCUCCGAAUCACUGCCGGUUCUGCAUGUGCUGGGAGACAACGAUGUUGUCGUCACCCCUGAGCGCAGUCAGUCUCUCAUUGACGCCACUCUGAACGGACGAGUUGAGCACCACACUGGUGGCCACUUCACGCCGUCCAAGGCGAGCUGGAGGCACUUCCUCAACGCCUACAUCAAUACCAUGGCGGAGGGAGGGGACCAGAACGAGAUCCCUGCCGUCUCGUCGUUCGGUCCCAGCGGCGCCAACACACCGGCUACCGGCAAUGGCACUCCGCGAACCCAGACCCCUACACCCGGCCCUUCGGCUUAA